Corythoichthys intestinalis (scribbled pipefish) is the source of this 2523-nucleotide messenger RNA. RefSeq names its product ring finger protein 2 (gene rnf2). The record is from RefSeq and is a predicted model, not a curated record. Gene Ontology annotation, molecular function: chromatin binding; ubiquitin protein ligase activity. The transcript is spliced from 9 exons. Bases 133 to 1161 code for a protein of 342 amino acids. Gene Ontology annotation, cellular component: ubiquitin ligase complex; PcG protein complex. NCBI's taxonomy places the organism in Eukaryota, Metazoa, Chordata, Actinopteri, Syngnathiformes, Syngnathidae.
CUGCCAUUUAAGACAAUAGGAGACGGCGAAGAAGACCCUCCCUCCUCCUCCUCCUCCUCCUCCUCCUCGGCCAUAUUGCAUUAACCAAAACGUACUCUUCUUCCAUCGACGUAUACCUUUAGUUUUACGGCGAUGACUCAAACAGUUCAGACCAACGGGGUUCAAGCCCUGAGUAAGACCUGGGAGUUGAGCCUUUAUGAACUGCAAAGAACUCCACAGGAAGCUAUAACAGAUGGGUUGGAGAUUGCCGUUUCGCCCAGGUCAUUACACAGCGAACUCAUGUGUCCCAUCUGUCUGGAUAUGCUUAAAAACACCAUGACGACCAAAGAAUGCCUGCACCGUUUCUGUGCUGAAUGCAUUAUCACUGCUUUGCGAUCUGGCAAUAAAGAAUGUCCGACGUGUCGCAAGAAAUUGGUUUCCAAGAGGUCACUGCGUCCUGACCCUAAUUUCGAUGCCCUGAUAAGUAAAAUUUACCCCAGCCGAGACGAGUACGAAGCACACCAGGAAAGAGUGCUGGCUCGCAUCAGCAAACAUAACAACCAGCAAGCACUUUCCGACAGCAUAGAGGAAGGACUCAAGAUACAAGCUAUCACCAGACUGCAGCGUGGUAAAAGACAAACGGUGGAGAAUGGCAGUGGCGCUGAAGACAACGGAGACUCCUCACACUGCAGUAAUGCAUCUGUCCACAGCAAUCAGGAGGCCGGCCCGAGCAUAAAACGCACCAAGACGAGUGACGACAGCGGACUCGAUAUGGACAACGCCGCUGAGAACGGAGGCGGCGACUCCGUGAUUGACAGCGGCGCCAGCGAAAUAGAACUGGUUUUCAGGCCUCAUCCCACACUAAUGGAGAAGGAUGACGGUCACAACAGUGUGGAGUUUGUGCCUCGCUACAUAAAGACAUCUGGGAACGCCACGGUGGAUCACCUGUCCAAAUACUUGGCUGUGCGUCUGGCAUUGGAGGAGCUUCGAAGAAACACCGAGGCCAGUCCCGUCAAUGUAGACGCGGCUUCGGAGAAACAGUACACCAUCUACAUACCCACUGCUGGCAACCAGUUCACUGUCCUGAACGGUUCCUUCUCUUUGGAGCUGGUCAGCGAAAAAUACUGGAAGGUGAACAAACCGAUGGAACUAUACUUUGCCCCUACUAAAGAACACAAGUAAGGCGGCCUCAGUCAUUAAGUACAGCUGUGGAGCUGGACCAACCUCUCUACACAAAGAAGGUGAACUGUGUCUGAAGGAAAAGGGGAAGAUUCUCCAAUCCUCAGAAAUGACUCUUGUAAAAAGAAAACUCUUUUCUUAUAUCCCCUCAAUAUCUUCGUGGUUUUUUUCCAGUAGCGGUUAGCAGCGUCCGACAGGUUCAACCCACUAGCUAGUAGAUGAAUUCACCAGGGUCUUUCUGUUGAUGAUGGUUUUUCAACAAUAAAUUUACUGUACUUGUCUUCAUGAAGCGCCCAUUUUUUUGUAGUUUUUACUCAGUCGAUGAUUGGAUGAGAGUUUAUUAUUGAUAUUGGUGUCUUUGGUGCAUGUUUAAUGUCAGAAAAUUGGACUGUUAGGUCAAAACGUGCCAUCGCAUAGUCACCAAUCUACCAACCUUCUUACCGUCGACAUUACAGGUUCUGUUUAAUGAUUGCCGACAAGUUGAGCUGGCACUUUGCAGUGGAAAUGCAGCGUAGAAACUGAGGCACCCAAGAUGGCCGCCAGUCGUGAUGCGUCCAAUCAUCCUGCUGCUGUGAGUUUAAAUGAGUUUUUCACAGCGGAAUCGAUAUCACGGGGCAAAAAAAAAAAAAGAUAUCGGUGCAACACCAGGGGUGAAAGUGACUAGAAUUUCUUGGCGGAACUCCCCGACGUGAAGGUCGCCACGGAGCCAGAAAUUUUUUAUUUUUUUUUUGGGGUGGGGGUCAAACCUCUCAAACUGCUGAAAUGCUAAGAAAACUGUUUUAGCACUAUUUAGCACUAAUUGUUAUUUCUAUAACACAUACAAAUACUGAUUUUCAUUCAAAAUUGUAUUUUUUUUCCCAAUGAUUUGCAAAUUAAAAGUUAACAAAAAGAGCAAUAACCCCAACCUCCAUCUCCUAAUUUUUAUUUUCCCUCAUUUCCUCACAUUCUAAAUACCAAAUCUCAAUUUUAACUAAAGAACAUAGGAUAUAUAAUAAAAUUGAAGUUAAUGUAAACAUUUACCUUUUUUUUUAAAAUAAUAAUAAAGAUAUAAGUAACAUACAUUCAGAAAAAUAAGUACAAAUGACAUAUUAUGCAGAGUGAACUGGAAUAGAUUUUGAAGAUUGCGCAAACAUUGACUUUUUGAAAUCAUAAGGAAAUGAAUAAGUAUCCUAACAUAAAUGAAGAAAUAUAGUCCAAAGUGCACAUUGACAGCUAAGAUGUUUUGAACCUCCCCAGCAGAGCAAAUAAAACUAAAUAUGAUAAAUAAGCCUCCUCAACUCUUUCCUUGUUCUUAAAGAUUUGCAUUGCUCUUUUUUUGUCGCGUCAAUUCAACAAGCUUUUUUUUUUUUUUGCUGUUCCAGAAAA